AACUUUAAUUUCUCGUCCGACAGUCUUGUAGUUGUGGUAGUCCAAAGUAACAAAAAAGCGCACCCUGCAGAUGACACUCUCGAUUGUCCAGAUUUUUUUGAACUUCUACCUGCAGACAUGGGCACUCGUAGGGUGCUAUGUUUACCGUUAUCGAAAUAUCUAUUUCUGCUACUAUCGUCUUUAUGACUGUUAUCCGGAGGGUCUUGGCGUAAAGGUGCUUCAAUGGAUGCGGUUGCCCCAUGCCAUCACAAGGAAACAACAGGAGUUAAAAGAGAUGCUGGACGAGUUUGACGAGUUUGACGGCCAAUCUUUUCCCCUAGCACUUGAUGACGGUCUCACCAUUUUUGACCGGCGGGUAGACAUUAGGUUCGACGUUGACGCAGAAUGGGCCUAUGGGAUCGACCUUGAUCACAAUAUCUUCGACAUAAACGGGAUACCAUUUUACUCCUUGGAAUGCCUGCCAAAAACAAAAGCUUUUCUUGAAGACAUUUCCGAAGACCAUUACCGCAACCUAGCUUGUUCACCAGAGUGUUCUCCUGAGAAUAGGUACAAGAGGCCAGCGGCGCCAAGACAUCGAUCUUUGGCUUGCACGAGCCCUGGCGCGGCUUUGAGCGACUUGCUCGGCAUCAGCGACAUCUUAUCUACAAAUGAGCAGGUCCGGGUCUCAUUGUUAGAGAUGAUCAUUGGGUGCUGCAUGUCCCACUCAGACCUUCAACUUGGCCAAUUAAUUCACGAAUUCGAGACCAUAUCCAAUCACAAUCAACUCACAGAUGUGGGAUGGUUUAAUGCCUCCGUUAUCAGCUUUGCAUUUGCUCCUCAGAUAUUCGAAGCGCCAUUCGCGUUGUUCCAUCCUCCCAAGCCAGAUAGAAAGGAAUGUGUAUGGGUUCGCAAAGACACCGUGGUUUGCUUCGCAAUGCAUUUAGACAACGAGAGAUGCCUGCAGGCCUCUGUAUCACGCUUGAUCGAAUCAAUUUUAGACCAACGGUAUGCUCCAGGCGAUUACUUUGGAGUUGCAUUCUCUGUUUCCCACUGUGCAAUUGUCAAAGUGGUAAAGGACAUACACACGACGUUUAGUCAUACCACUGCCCUCCAAUUUUUGCCGUCAUUCUUCGCAGUGUCUCCUUCUACGCCAGGAAUCACCGCUCUUGCUCGCCUUGGUUAUCGCAUUGACCCUGCACUCUUUGUGCGUGUCAUAAAGGUCUGGCGUGGGCACAAGGGAAUAGAUGCAUGGCGCAAAAAGUCCUUUGCUCGGGGGAUUAGCGGUGCACCACCCAGCAUUAGCUCUACACCGCUGCCCUUGGAACUUUGGCAAGAGAUCGCUUUUUAUCUUGAUCUACAAAACGUCCUCACACUGGGAUUGGUUUCAAAGCUAUGCCGUGAAGUGGCCUCGAUGGUACUACGCUAUCCCCAUGUCCUUGGUCAUCGCUUGGUCGCAGUUUCCAAAGAGAUUCCAAAGCAUCCGCUGCAAGCUGCCUCUUUCUCCGCUAUGUGGACUGGCAUUCCUGCCACUGUGUUUGUCGGGAAGGAGACAUGGGAAACUGAAAGCGGGGUUGCACGUUUUCCCCCACUAAACACCUGGCUUCAUCUUUCCGUUGCAGGCACACUCCAGCCUGACACUGAAGUGAAAAAGAAAAUCCGUAUUCCAAGAUCGUGUACUGCUAGUUGGUACAUGUACACGCUGCUCGAAAACGAUCGAAUUCAAUGCCAGUUUCUGCAUCGGAUCCAG
Molecule: messenger RNA, 1726 nt
Organism: Suillus bovinus
Lineage: Eukaryota; Fungi; Basidiomycota; Agaricomycetes; Boletales; Suillaceae
Exons: 4
Molecular function (GO): protein binding
Source: RefSeq, a predicted model, not a curated record